AUGCUCUUUCAGCGUUUGAGGAUCAUCACGACUCCCGAGGAGAAGCCGAUCUACAACGACCAGAGCCUGGUGAUUGUUUCUAGCCACGAGGUCGAGGUGCUCAACGGUGAAGAAGAGAAACAGGACCAACAGCUGACAGCCAACGAGACGAUUUAUGAGUAUGUUGACAAUAGUCCUGGUCGCCAGGACGUCGUGUCUGGGCCAAUUGUAAGAGAUGAGCCAGGACAGCGUGAACCAACAAGCAUCCUAAACAUAGCUUCCACCCCGGUCCACAUGCAGCACUACUGCACGCUUCUUUUGCCACGUCGACGUAUGCUUCCGGCACAGGCGACAUUUAUCCCAUUUCUAUUGCAGGCCGUCAAUGGAAUAGGUCAAAUUUAUUCACUUAUUUCUCAGCUUUUAUCACUUUUCACGCUCCAUUUGCCACAUCAUCUUGUCAUCCGUGACUCAUCAUCCUCAUCACCACGACCACCACAACCACCACAACCAGCCUCAUAA
Messenger RNA from Protopolystoma xenopodis, 498 nucleotides. The record is from the annotation of a GenBank genome assembly. Lineage: Eukaryota; Metazoa; Platyhelminthes; Monogenea; Polystomatidea; Polystomatidae.